UAAAUAUUAACAAGAUGGCGAAGCGCAAGGUUGAAGAUGGGAAAAAAGCCAAAGAGGCGGUCAAGAAACCCAAAGUUGAAGAUAUUAUUCUGCCCCCUGUUGUUUCCUCGAGCGUCAGACCAAAAAUACAAAAAAAAUGGACAAACAAACAGCGGGUGUUGGUUUUUUCUUCCCGAGGCAUUACUUUCCGAGCAAGGCAUUUAAUGAAUGACCUUAGGACUACAAUGCCUCAUGCCAAACCAGAAACUAAAAUGGACAGAAAAGACAAGCUGCAUGUAAUCAAUGAGAUUUGUGAGAUGAAGAACUGCAACAAGUGCAUCUACUUUGAAGGCAAAAAGAAUCAGGAUCUUUAUAUGUGGCUAUCAAACUGUCCGUCCGGGCCAUCAGCAAAGUUUUUAGUGGAAAAUUUGCACACAAUGAUGGAGCUCAAGAUGACAGGAAAUUGUCUGAAAGGGUCACGGCCUCUACUGUCUUUUGACAUCGCAUUUGAUGAAGCGCCACAGUGGAAGUUAUUGAAGGAAUUGUUCAUACAGAUAUUUGGGACACCUAACUGCCACCCCAAGAGUCAGCCAUUCUUCGACCACGUGCUGUCCUUCUCCAUCAUGGACAACAGAAUCUGGUUCCGGAACUAUCAGAUCCUGGAGGAGGAUGGGGCACUCACAGAAAUAGGUCCCAGAUUUGUGAUGAACCCCAUCCGAAUAUUUGAAGGCAGCUUCCAUGGGAGGACUCUGUACCAGAAUCCACACUACGUCUCUCCUAAUGAGCAUCGACGGAAGCUGCGGCAGAUAGUGGCCAGCAAGUACAUCAACCGGGUAGAUGCUAAGAAGUCGCUGGAGGUGCGAAGACCUAAAGAAUCCUACCGCCUUGAUCCCACGGACGACGUGUUCACCACCAUCAGACCGGAGGAUGCCCGGCCAGCGGAGGAGAAGGCCGACUCGUUGAGGAAUUCAUGAAGAGAAACCAAAUUUGAUGGACUGAGGCUGGGAAGAGUCUGUUACAUUCUAAGGAGUGUAUGGAUCACUUGUAUGUGAUGAGGCAUCCGCAUAUGAUCUGUAUAUGUACCAGUGACAAUUAGGUGUACCAGUAUCAAAAUAUUCUGGUAUUUUCUCUGUGAGGAGCACAGUAAGCUCAGUGCACAUGACUCGUGUAUAUGAAUAUCAGAGUAUGUAAGGCAAUGCUGUUAGUUUAUCGCUUUAGGAAUCGCUUGACCGACUGGUGUAAGAUAAAAGUGAGCAAUUUGUUUAAUGACUGAUCAAAUGCGUAAUAUAGACUCUGGUCCCUAAUAAAGAGAUACAAUUCUCAGACACAAGUAAAAACAUGUUUGUGUGAGGAGAAACUAACUGUUAUAAUAAAUUCAUAUGUAAGUUUCAAGGUUGUCAAUAAAUGCUGUCCUUGUAUAUAAAACAUGUGAAUAAAACUAGUGUACAGCUUA
This is a messenger RNA of Haliotis rufescens (red abalone), 1432 nucleotides long. RefSeq names its product ribosome biogenesis protein BRX1 homolog. Gene Ontology annotation, molecular function: rRNA binding. The record is from RefSeq and is a predicted model, not a curated record. The transcript has 10 exons. Gene Ontology annotation, biological process: ribosomal large subunit assembly; rRNA processing. Lineage: Eukaryota; Metazoa; Mollusca; Gastropoda; Lepetellida; Haliotidae. Gene Ontology annotation, cellular component: nucleolus. The coding region runs from base 15 to 953 and encodes 312 amino acids.